UUUCAACGGGCUGAGCUGAACGUGCAAUUUGCAAAUAAGAACGCGCGCGUUCGUCUGUCAUUUUGAUAUUGCUUUUUUUGUCCUUCAGAAAUCUUAUAAAUUAAAGUAGCAUAGCUCGGUCAAUACGCAAUUUCUACAUUUUUCUCGCAUAUCUUACCGUUAGUCUCCUUCAUUUACUGAAAGGCGAUUGAAACUGCAAUAAUCAAGACUGCAAUAAAAAAUUGAAACAAUAAAAAAGAACAUAAAGAGUAAAUUAAUGCAAAUAGAUCAUUGCCCGAAAAGAUAAACAGCUUUCUUCGUAAAAAUAAGUAUGAUGUCUUCGCUGAAACUUAAAGAUGAUCAACGCUUCGCACUUAUGAAGUUCAGACGAAACGUAAAAGAUAUUUUACAGCCGCUCUACGAUGAUCAGUUUCUACUACGAUGGUUAAGAGCUCGAAAAUGGGAUGCUGUUGCUGCAGAAAAAAUGUUAAGAGAUUCACUUGAAUGGAGAAAACGAUGGGAAGUUGAUAAACUUAACGAAUGGGAAAUUCCUCAAAUUUUGAAAGAUUAUCUUCCGCACGGUCUCUCUGGGUACGAUAAAGACGGUGCACCUGUUAUCAUAAUGCCAUUCGCUGGUUUAGAUUUAUAUGGAAUUUUACACGUUGUAACUCGUCGUGAAAUGAUUAAAGCAACAAUUAAAUUAUUAGAGUACUAUUUGCGAAUUUGUAAAGAGCAAAGCAAAAAAUAUGGAUUAGAAGCUGGACAGUGCACAGUUAUUUUUGAUAUGGAAAAUUUUAGUCUCAGAGAAUAUAUGUGGCGACCUGCUGGAGAACUGGUAAUAAUGUUAAUUCAAAUGUACGAAGCAAAUUAUCCAGAAAUUUUAAAAAUUUGUUAUAUUAUUAAUGCACCAAAGGUAUUUUCUCUUGCAUUUACAAUUGCGAAAAAAUUUAUGAAUGAAUAUACAUUAUCGAAAAUUCAAAUAUAUAAAUCUGAUCCUGUAAAAUGGAAAACAGCCAUAUUACAAGUUAUUUCUGAAGACAAUUUGCCAGUAUAUUUAGGUGGAACAUUGAUGGAUUCUGAUGGAAAUUCAAGAUUAACAUCAAAGAUUUGCCAAGGUGGUAGAAUUCCGAAAAAUUUGUACACAAAAAAAAAUGAUAAAACAAAUGAAUUAACAACUGUAACUAUUAAGAAGGGCGACAAAUUAAAACUUGAUUUUCAUCUAAUAGAAGUUGGAUCGUUAUUGAGUUGGGAAUUCCAUUCUGAUGAUCAUGAUAUUAAAUUUGGAGUUUUGAAGAAAACAAAUGAUGGAUUCCAAACAGAUAUAAUUCCACUUCAUAAAGUUGCUGCUCAUCAGUUUAACGAAGUUGGUAUUGUUACUUGUGAAGCUCCUGCUGUUUAUUCUAUUGUGUUUGAUAACAGUUAUAGUUUACUUAGAAAUAAAAAAGUACACUAUUGUAUACGCAUACUUCCUCCAGCAAUGAUAGAUGAAUCUUCUUUAGCUAAAUCAUAAGUUUUCAUUUUGUAAAUAAGAAAAUAAAUUACAAUAAUUAAUUAAUCUAUAACAAAAACAGC
Messenger RNA from Ceratosolen solmsi marchali, 1551 nucleotides. Its product is annotated as SEC14-like protein 2. The record is from RefSeq and is a predicted model, not a curated record. The coding region runs from base 311 to 1489 and encodes 392 amino acids. The transcript is spliced from 11 exons. NCBI's taxonomy places the organism in Eukaryota, Metazoa, Arthropoda, Insecta, Hymenoptera, Agaonidae. Gene Ontology annotation, cellular component: cytoplasm.